AUGUCGUCGGAUGCGGCGUCUCUGCCUUCUCCUCUAAGCGAGCCGCCUUGGGUGAAUGGAAAACGUCCUUGUUUUGUUGGUGGCAUGCGCUCGUCAGGCACGGGACUGGUCUCCAGACCGGGAGCAUAUCAGAAUGGCAGUCAUGCACCUUCAGCUGCGGUUCAGAGGCCACGAUUUCCGAAUAUUAAAGAUCUUCAGGAUCAGGCUGCAUCAUUGGAAGUGAAUGAGAACACUCCCCUGAGUGUGCUAUUGAAAACCGCCGGAGAGGCUAUCAAGCAAGCCAUAGACUUUGCAGAUACGGAUCAACUGGAUAAAGCCUACGUGGAGUACCUUCGUGCGUCCGAGAUCACGAUAAAUACCAUCCCCCACCAUGCUGAUUAUCGAGAUACCGUCAACCAGCGGCCCGCAUGGUACAAAGAAUUUGCCGACUUGAUGAUGGCUGUGCGUAUGAAACAAGGAACUAUGCAUGACAUCAAACGGGAGAUCCUCGAGGAUAAUAUAGCAAACAAUGUGCAACCUGGCGCAUUUCGUCGGACGAACUCUUCGUCACCUUUGGCUACCAGUGUCCCUGAGAGUUCUAGCCCAAGAGACCGCCAGAGAGAACCAGGAAAUGGCAUUCUGAGAAUGCCAAGCCCUUCGAGAUUUCAGAACUCCGCAGAAGAUACACUCGCCCAGCGGUUUGCGAGACUGAAGACAAUAACAUCCCAUACCGCAGCCGAUCAAAGUUCAAUGGUCAACAGCCAAAACGAAGCUUCAUCGACGCCUUUAUCAGAGGAACCUAUGGACGAUUAUCCACAUCGACCACGAUCACAUAUGUCUCGAACGAGAUAUAGUGCAAUCCUCACCUCACCUCAGCGACAUCCUAUGGGCCCUCGUAGUAUGGGUUCUCCUCAUAGUACACCGGUCCUCCCUCCCAAGAUUCCCCUAGAUUCGUCUCUACCGCGGGCGCCUGAUCCGGCCUAUAACCCGAUAUGGACUGUACCCUCUCAGCCACUCUCAAACCCGCCGCGGACGUCGACGGAGAGCAACCGGUCAAGCAAUCCGAGAUACUCGCAGCUCGCGAACUCUCCAAGUGGCAGUCCUAGUCGUGCGACCUCUACUGACAACCCAUAUAGAACACGCACGCCGAACGGCAUCCAUACAAUGAAAGAGACAGGAAUCAACUCCGCUAAUCUUCCUUACAGUCCUACAAUUAGCGUGCAUGAGUUAAUGGAUUACCUCAGACUAUAUAAUAUCCUACUUAUUGAUGUACGGCCACGUGAGGAAUACGAUACCGGUCAUAUCUAUGCGAAGUCUAUCAUAUGCAUCGAGCCAGUGGCACUGAAGGAAAACAUCUCCGCUGAGGAACUUGAAGAGCGCCUGAUUGUUUCGCCUGAGCAUGAACAGUCCUUGUUCGAGAGACGUAACGAAUUUGAUAUGGUUGUCUACUAUGAUCAAUAUACUUCGUCGGUUAGCUAUCUGGCUGGAUCGCCGGUUGGAACGACAGCGCCCCAUCUGAGAGCGUUAUAUGACACUCUGUACGAAUUCAAUGCUUACAAGCCAUUGAAGGACGGACGACCUCCGGCACUUCUUGUGGGUGGCCUGGAUGCGUGGGUUGAUCUUGUUGGGCCACAGUCGCUCGCGACAUCAUCAACCGCGGCUGUAAUUGGGUCACUCCAAAGAAAGAAACCCGAGAAAAAGCCAGGGCGACCGUUAGGGCGAGUUCCGACGGUAGUGAGCGCUAACUCCAGCUUAGAAGUGAGGAAGAGGAGGCUUCGCGAGUUCACGCCUCUAAACUCUGAGGAGCUGACAGCGUGGAUGGAGAAGUCCAAAAAGGAAGAGAUUGAUGCAGCUACUUAUUUUGAGGAGGAGGAGGAAGCGUCCACAGAAAAACCAGGAGAGAAUGAGCCUCAUUCAUACUUCCAUACAUACGAGGACUUCCUUCGUCGCUUCCCAGAACCUCAGGCAGUUCAGCAAUCGAUGAUGAUACCGGAAAGUUAUCAAAUGGAAACUUCCGUAUCGUAUCCUCUUGUUCCCUUUCCCCCUCCACCAUCACGGCCGCCUCCUGCAGUUCCUCGACCAAGUUAUAGCGGCGUAUCGGACGGCCGACGUACUCAGCCACCUCUGGAGCGCCAGAAUUCCGCCACCAGGGCUGCUCUGUAUCCGUCACAUUCCUUCGUCAGCCGUCUCAAGCUUCCUCGAACGGGCCUUACGAAUUUUGGUGUCACUUGUUAUAUGAAUUCGACGAUCCAGUGCUUGAGUGCAACCAUUAUGCUGAGUAAGUUCUUCAUAGACAAUCGGUUUCGAUACUAUGUUCAGAAAAACUGGAAGGGAUCUCAGGGUGUCAUGCCUGGACUCUAUGCGAAUUUGAUACGGUCGCUCUGGAAGAACGACGUAGAGGUGAUCAUGCCGACUUCCUUCCGAAAUUUCUGUGGUCGGCUUAACCGCGAGUGGGCUAUCGACCGGCAGCAGGACGCCAAGGAGUUCUUUGACUUUCUUGUUGAUUGUCUGCAUGAAGAUCUAAACGUAAAUUGGCAGAGAACACCUCUGCGGCCGUUGACGUUCGAGGAAGAGAUGCAACGGGAAAGAAUGCCGGUUCCCAAAGUUUCCAAGAUUGAAUGGGAUAGGUACUGCCACCGGGAGGAGUCAUUCAUCUCUUCCCUUUUUGCUGGUCAGCAUGCCAGUCGACUACGAUGUACAACGUGCAAGCGCACUUCGACCACCUACGAAGCGUUCUAUAGCAUCAGCGUUGAGAUACCACCUUCUGGGACUGGUGAUAUUUACCAAUGCCUCCGGAGCUACUGCCAAGAAGAGAUGCUUAGCGGUGACGAGGUCUGGAAAUGCCCUUACUGCAAAUGCGAGCGAGUCGCAACUAAGCAGAUUAUCCUCACGCGAGCACCGCAGAUCCUAGUGGUGCACUUUAAACGGUUCUCUGCCUCAAAAACACACAGCGCUUGUAAAAUCCACACUCCGAUUGAGUUUCCCUUGCAUGGCCUUAAUUUAGACGAGUUCCUGAUCUAUCCAAAACCGCACGCAUCAACCGAGGCUGGGUCAUCGUCUUCUACUGCCGUACCGUCGAAGUACAUGACCUCAGCCACUACGCCACCGUUUACCUACGAUGCGUAUGCUGUUCUCCGACACAUUGGCUCGUCGAUGAGCAGUGGGCACUAUAUUUCCCUGGUACGGGAUGCGCCGCGUCGUUGCUGGAGGAAAUUCGAUGACGAGCGGGGAACGGACUUCAACCCACGGGAACUGCGGCACAGGGAUCGGCUACAGAACGAACAGGCAUAUAUCGUGUUCUAUGAGCGUGCACCGGCCAAGUGA
Monascus purpureus is the source of this 3303-nucleotide messenger RNA. Lineage: Eukaryota; Fungi; Ascomycota; Eurotiomycetes; Eurotiales; Aspergillaceae. The record is from the annotation of a GenBank genome assembly.